UUUGUGUGAAAAACAGAGACAACGCCGGCACCUUCAGGAGCUGCUGUCCACUGGUUUGAAACCGCUGGAAAACAAAUACAAGCAUUCCUGCCUGCCAUGUAUCUGCCCUCCCAGAUCCUGAUCUUCCUUGUGAUGAUGCAAUGUGUUGCCACAGUCCCUUACAACAGGUACUCCCUUUCCUCUAACGACAAGCCGGAUGCCUCGCGAGAGGUCAAUGGAUGGCUGGUUACAGAUCUAUCUGACAAUCCAUUUGUGAGUUUUACGAGGCCACGGCCUCCGAGGGGCCUCCCUGCGGUGAACAGUCAUUACAUGGAAAAGCGGAAGUGUAACACAGCCACCUGCGUGACUCAGAGAUUAGCAGACUUUCUCGUCCGCUCCAGCAACACCCGUGGCACCGUCUACGCGCCGACCAACGUGGGAGCCAACACCUAUGGGAAGAGAGACUUGCUGCAGUCGCCCAUUUACCUGCCCCUAUAGUUCAAAUGCAGACACAUUGGAAAAUACAGGCAAAUAAAUGUAAGAUGUAUACUAAUUCUGUGCGUUUAUUUUAUUAUUAUUUAUUAUCAUGAUUAUCCCCCCCAAAGUAUAAAAGAGCCAGUGCCUUUUGGUGUGAACAACUGUUUGCAGCAUUUUCAGUUUCGGGGUAAAACCUUGCAUGUCAAUAAGGACGUAUGGUGUUUUGCAACA
Molecule: messenger RNA, 687 nt
Organism: Carassius auratus (goldfish)
Lineage: Eukaryota; Metazoa; Chordata; Actinopteri; Cypriniformes; Cyprinidae
Gene: iapp
Product: islet amyloid polypeptide
Exons: 4
Coding region: 97-477 (126 amino acids)
Cellular component (GO): extracellular region
Molecular function (GO): hormone activity
Source: RefSeq, a predicted model, not a curated record